This is a messenger RNA of Oreochromis aureus, 3577 nucleotides long. RefSeq names its product DDB1 and CUL4 associated factor 12 (gene dcaf12). Gene Ontology annotation, molecular function: protein binding. Gene Ontology annotation, cellular component: Cul4-RING E3 ubiquitin ligase complex. The transcript has 9 exons. The record is from RefSeq and is a predicted model, not a curated record. Bases 340 to 1791 code for a protein of 483 amino acids. NCBI's taxonomy places the organism in Eukaryota, Metazoa, Chordata, Actinopteri, Cichliformes, Cichlidae.
UGUUGAUGUUUAAUUUCAGUGCGGCUGCGCGCUGCCUUCGCUGUUGCCGCUGACGCGACCUGACAAGGAAAAAGAGCAAGCUACUAGCUCGGCAGUGAAUAGUUUACACGGCCUGAGUGUAGAGAUUUUUGAGAGGCAAGCGAGUACGCUAUCUGAGGACAUUCGGGGAUAAUUUUGGUUUGCGAUUUAACGAACCUCACCCGUAUGUGAUCGCCUUUCCUCGUCGCUGGACGCUGCCUUUGAGGGCCAAGGAACAAAAUAGACAUCGCCAUUAUAUGAUCCAGUGUCCAGCGUCACUUUUACCCUCCAUGUGGGUGAGGGAACUGUGUGUGUCAGAUUAUGGCGAGGAAAACAGUUAGCAGGAAAAGGAAGGCAGGAGAGCCCAAGGACCAACAACAGCUGGGUUGGUGUCAGGCGCCACACAAGCGAAGCCGUGUUUCUUGUUCUUCACGUCAUGCCCAGCAGUGGUGGUGCAGUCGGCGCUCUGUGGUAUGUGCUCUGCGGGGGCGGGAGUUCAGACCUCAACAACAGCAUGAGUUGCGGCUCCAGAGGAGCCUGCGUGGCUUUGCAGCCGGCAGGCUCCCCGGCAUUCUUAAGGAGAGGGAGUUUUCUCUUGGGCGGCUCAACAAAGUGUUUGCCUCACAGUGGCUCAAUCAUCGGCAGGUGGUGUGUGGGACAAAAUGCAACACGCUUUUCGUAGUUGAUGUACUGACAGGACAGAUCACACGCAUUCCCAUGCUGAAAGACAGAGAGUGUCAUGAUGGAGGCUCUGGGGAGGUGGGUCCAGUGGUGCCUGGUCGCAAUUAUCACUUAACAGAAAUCUCCCAUACCCGGUUGGACCAGCAAGGCUGUGGGAUCCACGCUAUUGAACUCAACCCCUCGAGGACACUGCUUGCCACAGGAGGAGACAAUCCUAACAGCCUGGCCAUCUACCAACUCCCUACACUAGACCCUGUUUGUGUUGGCGAUGACGGUCACAAUGACUGGAUAUUCUCAAUAGCAUGGAUCAGUGACAACAUGGCAGUUUCUGGGUCCAGAGAUGGCUCCAUGGGACUGUGGGAGGUUACAGAAGAAGUAAUGAGCCAGGCUGAGAGAAGUCAAUAUGAGGCGUCAGUGCCCUCCUAUGCCCACAUCUCCCACCGUGCCCUCAAGGACAUCCCCAAGGAAUACACCAACCCAUACAACUGUAAAGUCCGUGCUCUGGCCUUCAAUAACAACCAUAAAGAACUGGGUGCCGUUUCCUUGGAUGGCUAUUUCCACCUCUGGAAAGCUGAGCAUAACUUGUGCAAGAUAUUGUCCACCAAGCUGCCUCAUUGCAAAGAAAAUGUGUGCCUGGCAUAUGGACAGGACUGGUCAGUGUAUGCUGUAGGCUCUCAGGCCCAUGUUUCUUUUCUGGAUCCACGGCAACCUACACACAGCAUCAAGUCAGUUAGUUCAAGAGAGAGAGGAAGUGGCAUCCGUUCAGUGAGUUUCUAUGAGCACAUCGUAACUGUGGGUACUGGCCAAGGUUCUCUUCUCUUCUAUGACAUCCGGGCUCAGAGAUUCCUGGAGAACCCUUUUAAUCCAAACGGAGGGUAUCGGAAGUGCCCUGGAGAUGGCAUCCUCAAGCUCACUACAGGAAAAGGCUGGCUGAAUCACGAUGAGACGUGGAGGAGUUACUUCUCAGACAUUCAUUCCUUCCCCAAUGCAGUGUACACCCACUGCUAUGAUGACUCUGGCACCAAGCUGUUUGUAGCAGGUGGACCGCUCUGUUCCGGCCUGCACGGCAACUACGCAGGAUUGUGGAGCUAGCCUCUUCUUCUCCCCCAUCACUUUGUCACUACAUCUUCGUCCAGAUCUUUACUCAUCCAGUCCCUCCAUCCCUCUUCAACUUCCAACCUUCUCUGUUUUCGGUGUACCUUUUGUCACUCUGUUUUGCUCACACUUGGACUCAGGAGCAUGAUAUUUUCUUCAUUGUAUCACGGCUUUCAGUAUUAUUGUUGUGUAUAUUUGUCCACCAUUCCACCGUUCUUUCUCCUUAAACGAUUCCUUUGCACUUCAGCUACUUUUUUUUUUGUUAUUUGUUAUUCUUUUGGGGUUUUUUUAAUAUAAAUAUAUAUAUAAAAAUGUACAGACUAUUACUAAUUUUCAAUUGCUGCAAGGUCUGCCACUGAGGACGUCAGAAGAGUUCUGGAAAACAUUAAGAAUAAAGUUCUCAUCCUCUAAAAGAUUUACAUUCAACCUGCAGGGAUUAGGCUGUGGUCUUUUGCUGGUUUGUUUUUGUACAUACAGAUGGCAUUUACCACUUUCUCUGUGAAAAAUGACCAUGUCUUUAAACAGACCGCAAUAAGAGAGAGGGUGAAGGGUUGGAGAGACUAUUCAUUUAAAUGGACUGAACUAGAGAACUGUUUGAUGUCGGAACAGCCCACAACAAUCACAAAGAACUUCUCCAGUCAGAAGUAUAAAAGAAGGAUCCAAUCAAAGUGGGAUUGUGUGCUCAUCUUAUCCUCGCUGAGAUGAUGUAAAGGAGAUAUGUUGAAGCUUGCUGAAUGCAGUGUUGUUCUGUUAGGGGAAAAAAAAAGGGCAUAUUUAAUUUUUUGGACUGUGUGAUUAGACCGGCACAUCCCUGCUGAUAUUCUGGUUUGCUUUGUAUUUAUUUUUCCUCUUCUGUUUUUUUUUUUUUUUUUUUUGGUUCUGUUUUGUUUAUAUCUGCUUCUUUUAAAGGUGUGUUGAUUCCCCCCCCCCUUUUCCACUCCCUUUGAUCAAAAUUGUACAAAUCUUAAUGUGUAAUCACUCUUGUGUUACUAGAGAGUUUACUCUAAGAUUAUAGGUUUUGGUAGCGAGUUAAAUAUCAUCCAGUAUGAUGAUUAAUAGACAGAGGAGCCUUUAAUGAGUGAACUCAAACCUCAUGUGAUUCUAGGGCUCCUCCAAGAACUGGGAAGUAGCUCUGUAGUAGCUCAGUUUGGUCUUCUCAGCCGUCCAGCUAUGAGGAUGCAAGGAAAGCUAAUGAGAAUUUGGGCUGUACCCUGGAGUUAAAUGCUGCAGGCACAUACAGUUGUUGUCAGUUGUAAAACUUUUAUUUCCUCUUAUUAUUUUUGUUUUGUACUGAGGAGCAGAUGAAUCUGCUCUUCUUUUUUUGUUUGGUAGAGGCAGGGUAGGCUUGAGUUGAGUUUUUGCCUUCAAGUCUUUCUGUGAAAGACUGCCACAGGCAAUCAUAGUUUUCCUGUUCUACAUGGAACUUUUCUCUAGUUUUCAUGAUAAUGAUUGACAAAAAAAGAAAAUCCUAAUUACGACCAAUUGAACAAAUAACCAACACUUUUGAAGUGUAUUUUAUAUAUAAACGUGUAUAUGUAUGUGUAAAAUACAUAAGGACAAUUGCAUACAUUUUUAUGUACAUGUCUGAGAAAGUGUGUGGAUUGACGUGUCUACUUGGUGCCCCCCCCCCCUUUUUUUUUUUUUUUUUUUUUUAAAUAUAUACACACCUCAUGAAUGUUUUUACAAAUGGCUGAAUUUCAGGAUAUUGUAAGAUAUAAACAUUUCGGGAAAACAAGCUAUUAAAUCUUUAAAAUGAAUAAAUAAUAAAAAAAAAUAGGAUGUA